Molecule: messenger RNA, 363 nt
Organism: Hyphopichia burtonii NRRL Y-1933
Lineage: Eukaryota; Fungi; Ascomycota; Pichiomycetes; Serinales; Debaryomycetaceae
Gene: RPL35
Product: 60S ribosomal protein uL29
Exons: 2
Coding region: 1-363 (120 amino acids)
Biological process (GO): maturation of LSU-rRNA from tricistronic rRNA transcript (SSU-rRNA, 5.8S rRNA, LSU-rRNA); translation
Cellular component (GO): cytosolic large ribosomal subunit; ribosome
Molecular function (GO): mRNA binding; structural constituent of ribosome
Source: RefSeq, a predicted model, not a curated record
AUGGCCGGUAUCAAAACUUUUGAAUUAAGAACCAAAUCUAAGGAUCAAUUAGACUCUCAAUUAGUUGAAUUAAAACAAGAAUUAGCUAACUUGAAAGUUCAAAAAUUACAAAGACCUUCUUUACCAAGAAUCCACACUGUCAGAAAAAACAUUGCUCGUGUUUUAACUGUUAUUAACGCUAACCAAAGAGAAAAUGUUCGUAACUUCUACAGUGGUAAAAAAUACCAACCAAAAGAUUUAAGAGCUAAAAAGACCAGAGCUAUUAGAAGACAAUUAACUAAAAAUGAAGCUAAAAAAAUCACCUUAAAAGCUAGAAAACAAAGAAUUGCUUUCCCUCAAAGAAAGUAUGCUAUUAAAGCUUAA